UGGCGUUAUGCCAGAAGGAGUGGACGUCAGCGUCUCGACGGACGUUGACUGGAAGGAAGAUGAGAACUCGGGCUCGGUCACGGCCGGAGGCGUGGGCGUCGGCGUGCCAUCCUGGCUGGGAUCGAGCGUCGGGUCGGGGAGAGACACGCUGGGCAAUAGGUCGUCGGGCGUGGUGAGGCCAGCAGUGACGGCUGCCGGGAGGGUGUCUAUGGGCGACGGUGCGACGGGAUCCGAGCGAAGGGUCGAAAGGCUAACGAGUGCGCCUGUAGCAUCGACGUAUUGGACGACAGAAACAGUUUGGACGACAACGACCUGGCGCGGCUGCAGUUUCGCAUCGGAGGGGGAACGAGCGUGGUGGUUCGGUUGUGGUUGUUGGGGGUUCUCGAGCGAUUGAGAGAACUCCCGGUGCAGGUGUCGGUGCUGGUUGUGAUGGUUGAGGAGGAUGGGAGAGUGGUUGCUGUGAGCGUGAUCGUGGCGGGUGCGGCGGGCCUGAAAGAGUGAAGACCCGGGGCCACCAGCGGCUUGGUUGUGGUUAGUCAUGGCGCUUGCGUAGGCAGCGCAACUUGGAAAAAAGUGGGAAAAAACGAGUGACGGCAGCUAUUCGUUGCCCAAAAAGGAGUGUUGGGCGUGUCUCGGUGAUCGGUAGUCGGUACGGGACCCGUAUUGGUGUUCGCCUGGCAGGGCCCUAGCAGGAGGAAUCCCGUAUUCGAUGGGUUGGCGGUGCUGCGUUGGAUUGCCGCAGCUCGUAAUGGAUGUGGUGCUGCGUGAUUCGGUGCAGUUGACUUGUCAUAGUCAUGGUCGCUAUCAUUCCAUCGUGAGUUUGUGUCGACACCUUUUCUUAGGAUCGUUGUCCUCUCCUGGCAGUCUCCUCCAUGGGGGGCUUCCGCGCUGCUUUGUGUUGGGUCCUGUGUUUGGGGCGGGAUCUGGUGCUCCUGGGACUGUACUGGACUGCAAAGAGGGGGGGGAAAAAAGAAGAAAAAAAGAAAAAGAGAGAGAUCGGAAAGGGCAAGAAACACCAAGCAAGGGCGCCGACGUGGAUAUAGGAUCCUCCCGUCAGUAAUUAAAAUUGCUGCUGGCCGUUGAAGAAACAGCCCAGGCCUGGUGGUGGGCAUCAAGCCUGAGCCUGUUCUGCAAUCUCGCUUCCCACAGAGGGUUGGCUCUUCUUCAGCACCCCCGACGCCCAUUGGCCAAUCACAGAUGGCUCUGCCCUGCGGGAUUGCGCGUGUCCACCCCCCCAUUGGCCCACUCUUUCGAUAUGCAUUCUUGGGGCCAGAAUUGCCCUCUGCCUAUCGACACCAGAAGAACACGAGCUUCAUUUGGGAAACGGCCAAGUCAAGACGUUACACCAAACGGGAACAGGGCCUGCCAUGUCUCUCGUGUCGGCGGUGACCAUAUGGGGACGAGAACUGUCUCCGAUACUCUGUAUCAUAAACAGAUAUCGGCGCUUCCACGACUCCAUAGUUGACACUCGUUGGCUCCAUCGAUCGUUUCAAAAUAAACCUCCGUUCCCUACCCUUCCCUGCCCUCCCCUUCGAUAUUGGGUAGGCACGGUAGGGUAGGGCAACCCGAGCCGACUCGGAGGAAUCACGGGUACCGGAAGAUACGCAGCGUAGCGCAACAUCGGACGAAGAAGAGGGGGUUUUGGGUAACCUGCGUUAGCUCCAACUGCUCUGCUUUCAACUUCACCUCUUGGGCACUCACACUGCACUGCACUGCACUCCACCUGCCACCCAACCACCACCACAUACAUCUUUUGAAGCUCCAGUCAGGAACACAGCCUCAUUUUGGCAUGUUUGUAGAGCCACGUUUUUGCUGUCGUUGAACAGAGACAUCUUGUUCUGUCUUACCCGAGAUUUUGUUUAGUUUAUCAGAUCUUAACAUAUCGUCAAAUACAACUAGUCUAGCGUUUCUGACGUCAUGCCAUCAACCACAAGCUCGAACCUAUCACCACCACCGUCUGUGCACUCAACCCUCCAGCUGCCAGGUGCGUCUGAUCCCUACAGGUUGCCAACAUGGUCAUCUGGUCCGGGUCUGGUCCGCGAUCCCCGCAUGUCUUCGACACAGUCAUUGGUGUCCUCGACGGCGGGGUUGAGUAUGGAGGAGCAUGGCCAACCGAGGAGGCGCAAGUUGCUGGUCAUCUACAUCCACGGCUUCAUGGGCAAUGAUUCGUCAUUCCGCUCGUUUCCCGCACACGUGCAUGCUUUUCUCAAGGAGGCACUGGCCGAGACUCAUAUCAUUCACACCAAGAUCUACCCCCGGUACAAGACAUACAAGUCUAUCGAGGUGGCCUGCGAGAACUUCAGCAAGUGGCUGAUGCCUCAUGAAUCGCCCACCACCGACGUGGUAUUGGUAGGGCAUUCCAUGGGAGGGCUUUUGGCUGCCGAUAUUGUCUUGUUGCCAAGACAUGACGCACCACCAAGCGGAGGACCUCCUUUCCGUCACCGGAUCCUAGGGAGCAUUUCUCUCGACGCUCCCUUACUUGGCCUUCACCCUGGUAUCGUUGUAUCCGGCAUCGCCAGUCUCUUCAGGCCCUCACCUCCACCCCCUACAGCACUAGUUAGGACAUCUUCAGACUCAGUGAUACCCAGGGAUAUUGCACCAUCACCAUCAGGUCGUCUAUCUCCCGAUGCCUCAAUCUACGAGCAAAUACGGCCUCCCUCAGGGGCACCUUCCCCUACACUCGGACAGUAUCCCUUCCCAUCUCCACCUGCAGCCCCAGAACCGGACCCAACCUACAACCCAACCUUCUUCAACGACGUCGCCUUCAUCGAUCGCGGCUGGAUCAAGAACAUAGCCCACUUUGCCCAAAAACACAAGCAAGAGAACCUCUUUGAAGCAGCAGCCAGCCACAUCGUCUCUCAUCUUGAAUUCGGCGGCUGCCUCGCCGAUUGGAACGGCCUAAAGACCAGGUACAAAAGACUCCGUCAACUAGAAGACAUUGACGACAUAGCCCACCCCGAACUCGGCCCCAGAGUCAGAUUCGUAAACUACUACACCGUCUCCACCGGCAUCCCAAAGAAGCCACGAAAACCCGGCAACGCCGACAAUGGCCUCCUCAAACCGUCAACCUCGUCACCGAUACAAUCAGGGGUGUCCACCCCCAGGAUUUCGAUAGAAGACCACAGCGAUGCAGGCAGAGCUGCAGAGAUUCUUCAGGUCUUGGACCCAACACCAAUCCCUGAAGAAGAACCCCUGGAGGAAGAACCGCAAAAAGAGGAAUCUUCCUCCCCGACACCACCAGAACCAACCCAGCCACCACCACCUCCACCAGAAGAUGACACCCUCCCCCCCAUCCCAGAUGAACCAACCCCACCUACCCCCCCGGAUCUUGAUUCCCUCCCCGACAAAGAAACCCGUAAACAAGCAGAAAAGGCUUACAAGCAGACCAAAAAGAUAUACGAAGAAGCGGUCAAAUCCCGGUCCAGAGCCAUAAAAGCCCGGGAGAAGGCCAUUGCUCAAAAAGCCAAAGAAGAAGAAAAGCUCCGAGCCCAAAAAGCCAAAGAGGCGGAAAAGCAAGCCAAAGCCGAGGCGAAAGCCCGAGAAAAGGAAGAGAGACUACGCCAAAAGGAGCAGGACCGUCAGCAGAGGAAUAAACUCCACAAAACCUCCUCUUUGGAUCAACAGGAAGAAGAUGAUGAAGAAGCGGGUGGGAAGAAACGGCUCGGGAAAUUCUGCCUUUUGCCUAGGGAACGGGACGACAAGUGCUGGGUUCAGGUCUACAUGCGGGAUGUGGACGAGGUGGGGGCUCAUUGUGGACUGUUUUUUGACACGGCGCCGCAUUAUGAGCUGCUGGUGGGGGAUGUGGGGGAGAUGGUGGCUGGUUGGGUGAGGGAGGAUGGGACGAGAAGGGUUGUUUUGGGGGAGGAGGGCGAGGAUUUGGAUUAG
This is a messenger RNA of Podospora pseudopauciseta, 3885 nucleotides long. RefSeq lists its product as uncharacterized. The transcript is spliced from 2 exons. The coding region runs from base 1918 to 3885 and encodes 655 amino acids. The record is from RefSeq and is a predicted model, not a curated record. Lineage: Eukaryota; Fungi; Ascomycota; Sordariomycetes; Sordariales; Podosporaceae.